GACGACACUCUGCGGUGCCAUAGCACAUGGAUUUCAGAACCGCCUGUGAGGAGACAAAGACAGGGGUUUGUUUGCUGCAGGAUGGUCAUCAAGAGCCUUUCAAAGUCCGGCUGCACCUAGCCAAAGAUAUUCUGAUGAUCCAGGAACAGGAUGUGAUGUGUGUGUCUGGUGAGCCUUUCUAUUCCGGUGAAAGAACAGUGACCAUCAGAAGGCAAGCAGUGGGAGGAUUUGGCUUAAGCAUCAAGGGAGGAGCAGAACAUAAUAUUCCAGUUGUCAUUUCAAAAAUUUCCAAGGAGCAAAGAGCGGAGCUUUCGGGACUACUCUUCAUUGGAGAUGCAAUUCUGCAGAUAAAUGGGAUUAAUGUGAGAAAAUGCAGACAUGAAGAAGUGGUUCAGGUUCUACGGAAUGCGGGAGAAGAAGUGACCCUAACAGUGUCAUUUUUAAAAAGAGCACCUGCUUUCCUCAAACUCCCGUUGAAUGAAGACUGUGCAUGUGCUCCAAGUGACCAGAGUAGUGGCACCUCCUCUCCUCUUUGUGACAGUGGCUUGCACCUCAACUAUCAUCCCAAUAAUACAGAUACGUUGUCUUGUUCCUCGUGGCCCACUUCGCCAGGCUCCAGAUGGGAGAAGCGAUGGUGUGACCUCAGGCUCAUUCCUCUGCUUCACUCUCGCUUCUCUCAGUACGUGCCCGGGACAGACGUGAGCCGGCAGAAUGCCUUUCAAGUUACUGCAGUGGAUGGAGUCUGCAGUGGAAUUAUCCAGUGCCUCUCUACAGAAGACUGUGUUGACUGGCUGCAAGCAAUAGCAACUAAUAUUUCAAACCUCACAAAGCACAAUAUUAAAAAAAUCAACCGAAACUUUCCUGUGAACCAGCAGACAGUCUACAUGGGCUGGUGUGAAGUAAGGGAACAAGACCCCCUUCAAGAUCGACUAUAUUCACCAACAUUUCUGGCCCUGAGGGGCUCCUGUCUUUACAAGUUUCUGGCACCUCCAGUGACCACCUGGGACUGGACCCGGGCAGAGAAAACAUUCUCAGUUUAUGAGAUUAUGUGCAAGAUUCUCAAGGACAGUGACCUGCUGGACCGGCGGAAACACUGCUUCACUGUGCAGUCUGAGUCUGGGGAAGAUCUCUACUUCUCUGUAGAGUUAGAGUGUGACCUGGCCCAGUGGGAAAGAGCCUUCCAAACUGCCACCUUCCUAGAAGUGGAAAGGAUACAGUGCAAGACAUACGCGUGUGUUCUCGAAAGUCAUCUAAUGGGACUCACCAUUGACUUUAGCACAGGAUUUAUCUGCUUUGAUGCUGCAACAAAGGCUGUACUUUGGAGGUAUAAGUUUUCUCAGCUGAAAGGUUCUUCAGACGAUGGCAAGAGCAAAAUCAAAUUUUUGUUUCAGAAUGCAGAUACUAAACAGAUUGAAGCAAAGGAGUUGGAAUUUUCUAAUCUGUUUGCUGUUCUUCACUGCAUUCAUUCAUUCUUUGCUGCCAAAGUGGCUUGUUUGGACCCUCUAUUUUUAGGCAGUCAGGUGACUGCUUCUGCUGCUGCCAGCUCUGCCAGUACAAGCAAAGCAAAGUACACAACUUGACAUUGGAGCUCUGCAGUGACAUUUGCAAUGACUAUCAAAAAAACAAAGAAAAGAAAAUCAGCAUAUCCACUAUGCUAGGUCCAGGAAAAACUACGGUAUUAUGAAAUCACCAGUGCAGUCUAACUGAAAUUUCAGCAGAAAAAGAAGGUCAUGUGAUACCCUACAAACAUUUCUAUUCUGGAAGCCAUCUGUGAAUCAUCCUAAAUGAACAGAACAGCUUCUUCGACUGGACCUAUUUGUACCAUUAUGC
This is a messenger RNA of Ochotona princeps (American pika), 1830 nucleotides long. It is a transcript of the gene SNTG1, whose product is annotated as syntrophin gamma 1. Gene Ontology annotation, molecular function: protein binding; structural molecule activity. The record is from RefSeq and is a predicted model, not a curated record. Gene Ontology annotation, cellular component: intracellular anatomical structure; dystrophin-associated glycoprotein complex. The transcript is spliced from 17 exons. Bases 27 to 1580 code for a protein of 517 amino acids. Lineage: Eukaryota; Metazoa; Chordata; Mammalia; Lagomorpha; Ochotonidae.